Messenger RNA from Patella vulgata (common limpet), 1488 nucleotides. Its product is annotated as glyoxylate/hydroxypyruvate reductase A. The transcript has 11 exons. NCBI's taxonomy places the organism in Eukaryota, Metazoa, Mollusca, Gastropoda, Patellidae. The record is from RefSeq and is a predicted model, not a curated record. Gene Ontology annotation, molecular function: NAD binding. The coding region runs from base 242 to 1294 and encodes 350 amino acids.
CGUAUAUAUAAAUGCUUCAUAUAUUGACCAUGAUCACAUGUUGUGAGUCCUGUAACGAUAUUGUUGAGAUUCAUAGAACUUUUCACUUUUCUCGGACUUUAGUACUAUAUACAGGUACUUAGAUGUAGAUAUAAUAUACAGGUGUAUACAUUAUAAACCUUUAUGUAAACAGAGAUGAAUGACACAUAAUUCAUCACACUAAAGAUUGUCAACUGUGAAUUGAAGUACCGACCGUUGUUGUAUGUGUACAGAACUGACACAAAAAACAUUGGAUAAUAGAUUAGAAGAAAAGAUGUCAUACAAGCCAACUAUAUACAUAAUGGGUCCCCGACCUGGACUGAAGGAAAGUAUCAAGGCAAUUGAUGACUCCUUAGAUGUUGUAUUUAUUAAAACUGAUUGGAGAGAAGCACCAAAUUUUACUGAUGUGGAUGUUGAGAAAAUAGAAAUUGUUGUGAGCAGUCAUCACUCAUUUGGAGCCAUCUAUGAACAUUGUCCAAACUUGCGCUGGUUCCAUUCUUUAACGGCAGGAAAUGAACGAAUGUUUCGAUAUAUUGGAACAAUGGAUGUAAAACCGGAAUGUUUUUACACGAGAAGUUGUGCAGUUGUUAGCGAAUUCGUUUCUCAAUACGUCAUCACACAAAUAUUAGCUCAUGAGAAAUGUAUGUUUCAACUUUACCAAAAUCAUAAAGAUAAACGAUGGACGAGAACAAAUUUGUCCUCUCGAUGUACGUCUGAUGUUACAGUCUGUAUAUUAGGACUAGGGAGCAUCGGAAUGAAAGCGGCUAAAUUAUGUAAAACAUUUGAUAUGAAAGUUAGUGGUAUUACGAAUGCCCCUGUGAAAAAAGAAGAUCGAGAUAUCUCUGUUGAUCAUUAUGGAUUAUUGGAGGAUUUAGAAGAUUUAUUAUCUACAUGUGAUUAUAUAGUUAAUCUGUUACCAUCUACUAAUCUUACAGUUGGUUUAUUAAACGGUCACGUCUUAUCUGCUUGCAAAAAGAAACCAGUGUUUAUCAAUGUUGGUAGAGGUGACAUAAUCAAUGAUCAAGAUAUCAUCCACGCUUUAAGGGCUAAUUGGAUAUCAAAAGCCAUUCUAGACGUUUCAAAAAUAGAACCAAUUCCAGAAAAUAGUAUUUUAUGGAAUGAACCCAAUGUUUUUAUUACUCCACAUGUAGCUUUUGGUCCAGGAACAUCUUCAUCCGCAUAUUUAAAGCAAGCAGAAGAAUAUUUAAUAAAUUAUAAAAGAUACAUAAACAACCAAGAACUGAAUAAUACAGUACCCUGGAGUAGAGGAUAUUAAAAUUGUGUGAUAAUAAAAAGACGGGGAACGAGAAAACACUAACAAACAAUCACAUAUCAAAGUUAUAUACAUACUCGGAGAGAAAGAAACACAAUUUAUAUAGAAACUGAAAAACAUGUAUCGAAAACUUCUGUGAUAAAUGUUUAUUUAGUUGACUGAAAAAUAAAUGUGGGAAACAAGGUUUUAGCUUCGAA